Molecule: messenger RNA, 1704 nt
Organism: Schistocerca piceifrons (Central American locust)
Lineage: Eukaryota; Metazoa; Arthropoda; Insecta; Orthoptera; Acrididae
Product: GATA zinc finger domain-containing protein 14-like
Exons: 2
Coding region: 1-1704 (567 amino acids)
Source: RefSeq, a predicted model, not a curated record
AUGGAAUCGAAGAACUUUAAUUUAACAAAUGUUCAUGGACACGUCACCGAUUCUGACAAUAGUGACGUAAAUGAUGACGCAAUUAGUUUUUCAGCACAACAUAAUGUAGAAGUAAAUACAAUUCAAUUGCACUCCACAGGGAUUAACAAUAACGAACCACUUGCAAAUGAAACCUUGUGCACAGUCGAUGAAGCAUCGAUUACCAGAUCAGAUGAAAAUAUUUCGCGUGAAAUCAGUGAACCUAGCCCGGUUUCGAUUCAAUCAGACCGUGGCAGAGAAACAAUGGCAACAAAUAAUGGCAUAAAUACAAACACACAAGCUUCGUCAGUUACGCUUGAGGCAUUAUAUAGUCUGAUGUCAAACGUGAGCGAGCAAUUAUCUGAUUUAAAGAUGAGUCACAACACAACGAACACAAAACUGGCGAAUCUAGAAGUCAGCCACAACACAACGAACACAAAACUGGCAAAUCUAGAAAUCAGCCACAACAUGACAAACACAAAAUUGUCAAACAUGGAAAUUGGGUUCCAACAGCAGUUUUCAAGUGUAAACACGCAAUUUGAAAACAUACACAGACAUUUCGAUCAACACUUAAAUAAACUCACCAAUGAAAUCGAUCAAAAGAUCGAAGACAAAGUCAUCAAAACCGUCAAUAGUGUAUACAAUGUAUUGGCAAAUGACUUAGAAAAGAAAUUGUCAGAUCUUACAAACAAACAGGAACAGGAACUGUCAGAAAUAGUAGAAACACACAAUCAAACACAAACCGUACAAAAAGAAAUACAUGAAAACGUACAGGCUAUUCAAUUAAAUUUAACAAGAGUACAGUCCGCAUGUGAAGAAAUACCUGACCAAGUUAAUAAAGUUAACGAAGAAGUUGGUUUUCUGAAACAGGAGACUCGACGUAUCAACGCGGACAUUAUCAAAAUAAAUGAAACUUUAGGAAACGGUAAUGUAAAUGAAUCAAUAACUGACCGGGAAACAAAACUUUUUGAAAAAUUAGGUAAUGAAAUCAAAGUAGCCGAGGACAGAAUACGCAAGGAAAUUGCUGGUAGACUGAAUGUUUCAAAUGACUUGCCUACGUCAAGCAACAGGCAGCGCGACACUUAUUCGCCCGUGCCAGAUUACGAUGUCAAUAACGCAGAACAUCACGCGCCCAGUCCGGCGUAUGUGCACGCACCGGCACAGGCAAACAAUGGCUAUUCGCCAAACGCGGUGCUGCAACAGGCAGUAGAAGAGCCGAGCACAAGUAAUCGGAAUGAAUAUUCCGGAACCAAUCAAAACAACGGUAACGGAUAUCAUUUUAAUGGCAGUGGACAAAACCCACACAGUUGGCAUCCGUAUGCGACAAGGCCAAAUAAUGGAACCUGGAAUUACGGAAAUCGGAGGAAUUCGGCGCCACAGAGACGUGAAGACCGAAGGUACAGUACAGAUUACGGUCCACGCCGGUAUGGAAAUGAUAGAAAUCACGUGAAUGAUUGGUCAGGCCCGCGUGAUGAAAGGCGGCACACAAAUGAAAAUUACAAUAGUUACAGUAAUAGGAAUGAUAGACCAAGGAGGAAUAGCGACGGCCGGUCGCAAAAAAAUGUUGCACGCAGCGGUCCGGAAACUAAUUGGCGACAGAAUAACCACUCAGUACACUUUGUAGAGGUAACGGACAGUACUGAAGCAACGCCUUUGUCUCCCCCGGUAAACAACAAUCGGUCGUAA